This is a messenger RNA of Lolium perenne, 798 nucleotides long. Lineage: Eukaryota; Viridiplantae; Streptophyta; Magnoliopsida; Poales; Poaceae. The record is from RefSeq and is a predicted model, not a curated record.
AUGGCGCCGUCCAACGCGGCGGCGGCGGCGGCGUGGACGGCGGCGGCAGUGAUGUCGCUCGACCGCGCCCGCCGCUGCCCCGGCCUCCUCCGCCUUCUCGCGCCGCCUCCGGAUGCCGGCGCGCCCGGCUCGCGGGAUGCGUCUGCGGGGCCGCGGCGGGGCGGUGCUCUGGAGAAGGUCGUGCUGCAGCCCAUCCGGGAGAUCUCCGGCGCCGUGCAGCUGCCCGGCUCCAAGUCGCUCUCCAACCGGAUCCUUCUCCUCUCCGCCUUGUCCGAGCGAGGAUGUAGGCCCGAGGCCCUGGACGCGCUUGGGCUCUCAGUGGAAGCAGACAAAGUUGCAAAAAGAGCUGUAGUCGUCGGCUGUAGCGGCAGGUUCCCGAUUGAAAAGGAUGCCAAGGAGGAAGUAAAGCUCUUCUUGGGCAACGCUGGAACUGCAAUGCGGCCAUUGACGGCAGCUGUAGUAGCUGCUGGUGGAAAUGCGACUUAUGUUUUUGAUGGAGUACCAAGAAUGAUGGAGCGUCCUAUCGGUGACUUAGGUGUCGGUUUGAAACAACUAGGUGCGAGUGUUGAUUGUUUCCUCGGCACUGACUGCCCACCUGUUCGUAUCAACGGCAUUGGUGGGCUACCUGGUGGCAAGGUUAAGCUGUCACAUGGCUGCGCCGGCUACCGCUGCCCGCAGGAGCCCUGGCCGGCGGGGAAAUCGAGUAGGAGAAGAGCUCACUCAUGCCGUCCGCCGACGCGCGCCAGCGACAGCAUGGCGUCCCCAUGGCCCCGCCGCCUCGUGACCCAGCCUUGGUGA